AUGAGUGACGCCGAUGGGAGUCAAACCAAGAAUGGCGAGACGAAUGGAGCUGGGCAGAGGCAAACGGAGAAUACUUUGAACGUGGACGAUAGAUGGAAACCAUAUGAUACUCCAAGGAUACGGCAUAUCACUGGGAUUCGGAUUCACCAACUGACCCUCCCGGAAUCACUCUCAUACGCAUCCAAGCUGGUACCCUCGUCUCAUGCUGAACAAGAAGAUGAGGGAUAUCCUUUAUCGCCUUUAGGUAUCGGAGAAAGCUCUAAACGGAGGUCAAGCAAUGCAUCGACGACCUCGUACCCUUUCCCAAGAAGAUCAUUAGAAUUGGACAAAAGAGAACGUUCAUCUUCCACAUCUACCGCUCGACCCAUUGAACCUCCUUCUCCGACUGUAUCGCUACAUCAUACCCUCCCUAGAACGAGAGUCACUAGACCCAGAGCACCAACGCUGGCUGGAGAGGCUAUUGAACAUUCUCAACUUCACCAUCAUGACGAGGGUCUAAGCCUAAGUAGAGAUGAAGGUCAAAUACAGGAUCAGGUGCGGGAACAACGUAAACCCCUUAGAUGCUUCAUCGCUCUUAAACUACCUUCGAAGGAUCCACAAGGUUUAGAUGGACUGAACAAGGUGGAAGAGGAUAUGCGGCGAAGAACGAAGAGUGAUGAGCGGGAUCUGAGAUCGACUGGACUAACUAUAAGAAAAGUAUCAAGGACCAAUUCGUCCGACUCUCAUUCUGUACCUACCACUCCAACGAAACCGUCCAUUCGACAACGUAUAUCAAGUUCUUCCUCAUCUUCAAUCGAGAUACCUCGUCAACGGACUAUAUCCCUUACUUCGCCUUCGAAACCCAAUGGGUCGAAUGAGAAUGGUGAUUUACGAACAGGCUCUUCAUUGAGCUAUCAUUCCUUGGGAAGAACAUCGUCGAGACUAAGCGAUAGUAGUUCUGUUCAUUCGGUGAUGAGAUCACCACCUGGUAUGCUUAGAGGAGGGGGUAAAUCAAAAGCUAGUUUGGGGAUAAGUCAUCAGUUUGCCCAUUCUCAGAAUCAGGUGGAUUUUUCACCCACAAAAUCCGAUUUUGGCAAGGAAAACGAUCAUGACGAGAUGAAGGAUAAGCCUACUUCUCCAUCGAGCAAAGUGAACGGGAAGAAUAAGAAUGAUAAAUUGAUCAAAAAACAGAAAGAGAAAGAGAAACAAGUUGAAAUCCCAUUUUACAUCUCACCUAUACAUCCACCUUCGACCCACCCACGGUUUAUGGGUUUAGAUCAUCUCAACGAUUUCGGAAAUUGGUUAUCCCCUUUACAACUCUCAUCCGAAACCUUUGUCUUAGAACUAUGGAUCGAUCUGUCCGAGUCCAAGACACCGUUUGACAGAGGUAGAUGGAGAAAGGUCGAAUUGGGUGUGGUAAAUUUGAAAGAAUUGAGGAGAGGUUCUACGAAACAGGUGAUCAAUGGGAUUGAAUUUACCUUGUCUCACGAUUCGAAAGAAGUUUACCAUAUACCCACCCCGGAGGAACUGGAGGAAGAAGCGAAAAAUGGACAUACAUCGAGUAAGAAAAGGAUGGGAGUGAUUGAGAGGAGUUUGAGAGAAACCCGGAUGAAGAAAGGGAUUGGUGUUGGCGGUCUACAUCAGUUGAUUAACCUUCAAGCUGUCAUUGCUGAUACGGAACGAAGUAUCGAGGAAGUACGCUGGAAAGUUGAUCAGAUGCUUCUGAAGGAUGCCGACGGGAGGUGUCUUGGCCGGGAAGUAUCAGAAAGGCAGUCGAGAGUGGAAUGGUUCCGAUCGAAAAUCAGCGAAGUGGAGAAAUUGACAAGAGAGACUCAAGCUCGUACCACGCUCAAACAACAGGAUAUUGAUAUACGACGAGAUCAUCUAGAGGGCGCAGAAGAGGCCGACGAGCUGUGGAGAGGUAGGGGAAGGGACCUUGAAGAUGAGAUAGGGAAGAUUGAGACCAAACGACUAUCCCUCUUACCCCAAAUCCAUUCCCUCAGAGCCCAUCAUAUCCAAACACUCGACGUGCUAUUCCCCAUCCAGCCGCUCGAUCCCUCUCAAUUGCUUUACACCAUCCUCAAUGUACCUCUUCCAAUCCCCUUAGGACCUAAAGAUCCCGCUCCUCCACUCACAAUGGCGCAGCAUAAAGUCGAUGAGAAAACUACAGCUGCCGCUCUGGGAUACGUAGCUAUGAUCGUUCAGAUACUGGGUAAUCUAGGUGGGGCGACGGGCGGACUGCCUUAUGCUAUCACUUGUGCGGGGUCGAGGAGUAGUGUGAGGGAUGGAACUGGGGUGAUGCAGGGUCCUAGAUCAUUUCCAUUAUAUGCUAAAGGCGUUGAAAGGUUUAGAUAUGAAUAUGCCGUUUUUCUACUAAACAUGAAUAUACAAAUGCUUAUGCAGGAAUCUUCAAUCCGAUCACUCGAUGUUCGCCAUACGUUACCCAACUUGAAGAAUUUGUUAUUAACCUUAUCUUCACCAAAUCUACCACAACGAUCAACCGCGAGUCGAGUAGUAUCAUAUCGAUCUACAACACCUACUAUGUGGAGUAGGACUUCGUCGGCAGCUUGGCCUGGAAAACAAAGUUCAUUAUCUCCCAGUAGCACAAGUGCACAUUCCACUUCGAACCACAGUCCAUAUAAGGCGAAUUUGCUUAGUCCGAGUCCACUGAGGACGAUUCGGAGGGAAGGGGUGAAAGGGAAGUAUGGGGAUAUACGGAAGGGCAUUGAUUUGGGAAGUGAUGAUGAUAGUGGAGGUGACGAUGAGACAAACACAGAUAUUGGGGAAAGGGAGGAAUCAGUCAUAGAUGAACUUGGUGCAUAG
This is a messenger RNA of Kwoniella mangroviensis CBS 8507, 2802 nucleotides long. RefSeq lists its product as uncharacterized. Lineage: Eukaryota; Fungi; Basidiomycota; Tremellomycetes; Tremellales; Cryptococcaceae. The record is from RefSeq and is a predicted model, not a curated record. Gene Ontology annotation, molecular function: SNARE binding. Gene Ontology annotation, biological process: SNARE complex assembly. Bases 1 to 2802 code for a protein of 933 amino acids. The transcript has 9 exons. Gene Ontology annotation, cellular component: endosome; lytic vacuole.